This is a messenger RNA of Spirometra erinaceieuropaei, 3872 nucleotides long. The record is from the annotation of a GenBank genome assembly. Lineage: Eukaryota; Metazoa; Platyhelminthes; Cestoda; Diphyllobothriidea; Diphyllobothriidae.
AUGAUGUCUCCCUUAUCAGUUGUUGUCAUGUACAGUGAGUCAUUGUCUAAAUUUAUAAUUCAGUAAGAUGGAAAACAACAUCCAAUUAUCAUUAAAAAGGAGCAAACGAGUGAAGUCACGGUCGGCGAUAUCAUGAAACAGAUAACGAAUGAAAUGCAUAUACCAGUCCAGAAUCAACGAUUGAUUCAUAGAGGAAAGUCGCUUAUAGACCCCGAUGCUAGCAUCAGCUCACUUCACAUAGCAGACGGGGCGAAAAUCAUGCUUCUUGGCUCGGUUAGCAAGACAAUCAUUUUUCUAUGUACCACUAGGUCGAAGUUGCUGACCCGAAGGAAAUUAUGAAACUCGAUGAGCUUGAGAAGACUUUGAGCCAGCGUAACGAGGAACUGGACAGAGCAAAGCAAACGUUUCAGACCACAGUAGGUUUCUUUGAAUUCUCCCGAUUCUACCGCACCUUGCGUUUGUAGUACUUAAUCGUUUUUAGAAAAUUAAUCUCUAGUCGAAUUCCGUUUCUCGUAAAAGUAGAAUAUGUAUGCAGUGUAGCGAGCACUUCUUAAGCCCAAAUGAUUUUCGACGGCGACUUCAAAAAGUCUGAAUUCCAUAGUUUUUAAAAUGUUUCUCGCUGGCGUUGAUUGUGCAACCCCUCCCGUCAGCCCAUAUUCAUCAUCCAUGUAAGCCUGUGCAUUUCCUCAUGGAACGUAUGUUGCGGUAGAUCAGUUGGUUUACAAUGUUUUACUCGGUUAUCGGAAUGCGCUUAGUAUAAGGUGCUGGGGCACAGUAUAUAGAACGUGAAUAAGGCGUUGGACAUCGACCAAUCAAUGGAAAAAAAACCGGCUUGAGCCCUCUACAGUUAUGGUAACACUUACGAAAAUAAUUUUACGCAAAACAGGUAAAUUACUGGGUUUCAAGAUACUAAAUACUUAAGUCGGAAUUGGUGCGCACGACAGCUUAUGUAAAUACGACACAGUGAGCCGAAUUGUGGCGCCCGCGUAUUUGGAGAUCUAUGAUAAAGUAAAAGGUUUAAAUUACUUUACAGACGUUAUGUCAAGAUGGUAGUUUCUUUAUGAGGUUGUGCACAUUAUUUUUGCGCCCACACUGCCGAUGUAGCGUUUUUCGGUGGCCGGACAUCAGCUUCUGGUCCACUGUUUAUAACCACCCUUUGCCAUUCAAUCGAAGGAAAAUCCCUAGAGGAGUAAAAUAAGAAAGUAUAUUGCCUGCGACCGAGUUGCUUAUUGUAAAUUUAAUGAACUACAGCUAUUUCGCUAAAUCCACAGUGAACGGGGUGUUUAGGUCCUUUUUAUUUAAUCCCCAGACUCCUAUACCCACACAGUGGGCAGGAAUUCAGCGUAUUCCAGUAGAGUGAGUAUUAUGACCCGAAUGAGAGCCGGCUCGAAAAUAAGUACUUCAUUACCCAUCGGCGAACCCGAAGCCCUUUCUCUUGUCUAAGCUCGCCUUAUUGAUUUGUUCGCCUGGGCGCUCUUGAAUAUUCCGGCCUGUCAAAUAUUUGAUCCACCGCACGCGUAAGCAAAAGCAGCACGUGUGCCCUGGACUGGAUUUAAGUGCAGGCAGCAGGCCUUGCCAUACCGCUUACGUGCUCAAAUAAUUAUGCCACCAUUCAGAGUCAAAUAGUAGUCCGUCUGGUGCGUGAUAACCUGGGACUGUAUUAUUAUUGGCCAAUCACAGCUGAUAAGAAUUGUUCCUACGUAAGAUUUACUAAAGUUAUAAUUGAUUUGAAGCUGGCAAGGAAGUCCAAGUAGUUGAAGUCGGAUGGAUUGUACUUCAUUCCUUUACUUAGCAGAUCCUAUCCGGUUGUCGUUAGGACUUGUGAUGAUAAGUUUUUGACGUUCUUUUGUUAUGUAGAAUUAUUACAACUUUUUCCAAAAAUGACCGUCCAUUUUUAUCUAAAAUGCUCGCCUUUUUAGUCGCUCUAGUUCUGAGCUGUGUGAUGGUCUCCUGUAGAGUUUCGAAUAACUGAAUAGGAAGUCGGUCUAUGCAAAACUUCAAACAAACUUAUUUACCUCGACAAGCCAAUGAGUCGGGUUGCGCCCAUUCCUGAGUGACUAAAUACCCUAUCUGCAGCGACAGAGAAUGGCAGGUGGCACUGAUGAACUUCGGUUCGCUGAAGUGCGUAUGACCCAUCUGGUAGACCCCAAUGGUGGAUCAGCUGCGCCAGCUCUGUGUGCACUUGUGUCUCCGGUCCCAGCUGGUGAUCAAGGUUAUGGUUGGCCACAAGAAGGCAAACAAGCCUGAAAUAGUUCUGUAUCAAUCUAUCCCCCAGACUCUGUCUUCUCCCCUCUGCUAUCAUAGCUUGGCCGGAUUUGGCCCGGCUGGUGGUUGUUUGUUCGUGACCCCUGUCAUCGAUAUGAAGCCUGUUUGCUUCGGGAAGCCAGUAGAUCGGUGUGUGCCCAUCCCUGAGUGGAUAUUUUACAUAUAUAAUGUUAGAAGGGCGCUCACCGACCGCGUUACGUCACGCACUUGUUUCUUUGUGCCUUUGGGCUCGAUCUCCAGCUCUGCCAAUAGCCACAUAGUGGCUAGUGGUAUCGACAGAAAAACACUGCCGACAAUGACAAGGGAGCCAGGAGUGACUAUUUCUGGCUUAUUAGUCGUCAUCAGCAAGCUGUAUUCACCCUCGGUUUUUUUGCCCCUCUUUGAAACCCGGUAUGCUUGAGUCAGAGAUAAGGUCAUGUGUGGCACGCGCAUAGGAUCUGUUUAGAUUUGUAAGCUACUGCGCCCAAACCGUCUCCGUUCGUCGUGACUUAUUCUUGUCAUUGGAGUGCGGUGGCAGAAAGAGCUUGAGGCAGAAAGAGCCCACCUCUGUUUCACUAGACAAGUUUUCGCGCAUGUCGUCAUUGAGCGCUGGGCACAUUGGUGGAUCUAGUCGUUUGCAGCGACUGAACUCGUUUUUGCGUGUACGUAUUGAAGGUUUGAAAGUUCACGGUUGGCGGUUUGGCGGGCUGUGGAAAAAUAUAGCAAUGGUAUGAUAGAGGGGCGUUCGCCUAUCGUUUUUCCACGGAACUCACUCGUUCCGUUGUGCCUUAGGACUCUCUAUCAAGUACUACCUGAUUUCAAGCCGUUUUGAGACAACGGUUACAAAGCGAAUGCUCGUAGUCUCGAGACUUUCGAUAGUUAAUGCGUUUUCUAGGAUGGAGGUUUCCGCAUAGGCUAUUUGCUGAUUAAACGUUUUUCCAUGUAACUCAUCGAACGUCAAAGCAUAUCUGCUUUUCUUCACAAUAGCAAACCUCGGACUGCUUAGCAUGUCGUUCGCUCCUGAAGACUCUGGUCGGCAUUUCCGAGCGCUGCAUGACUGGUCUGGAGAGGGCCGACUCGGUCUAUCUGCCGACUGCUGACGAAAAACAACGAAAUCGGCGGAAGGCCCUUGUGAACUCCUUUCAGGUGAGAUAUACAACCAUUGAAAUUUAGGAGAACCAAUUUGACAGGUGUGAAAUUCUUACUUUUCUCAUAAUCCAGUCGUUCUCGAGAAUGGACUAUUUACGCGCACUCCCGCUCCAUGGCUCUUAAAGCAGUUUCGAUUAUAAUUAUAGCGGCCGUCCGUAUUUACUGUGAGGUAGAUAAGCUAGGCCCGUCCAGUGAAGCGUUAGUCUUACGUAACAUGCCAUUGAUUCACACAGAACGGCAAAGGAGAAUCCAUCACAGGAAAUUGCCACAUGCCAUCCUCGACUAGCUCCCCGCUGGAGAGUUUUUAGGGUUUUUCGACAUUUUUGGUCCCUACUUGUUCUUUCUUAAAUCAAUCUCUGUUGGUCUUAUGUCAUCUUCACUUCUCCCUUUCGCAGGUCAUCCUCAAUGAGGUAGAAAAGAUGCAGACAGAGCUUGAAAAGGAGACCAAAACGGCGGCGAUAAUUGAGAUUAACAAAUAG